Trichobilharzia regenti is the source of this 1470-nucleotide messenger RNA. Lineage: Eukaryota; Metazoa; Platyhelminthes; Trematoda; Strigeidida; Schistosomatidae. The record is from the annotation of a GenBank genome assembly.
AUGGAUAAAACACAAUUAAGUAAUGAUUUUGACUUUACAUCAAAAACUCUUACAACUGGAGUUGUUGAUGCAUAUGGAAAUACAUUAAUAUCAACAGUGAACGUUCAUAAAAAACGUCAUUCAGGCAAAUAUUGUCGGCAUUUGUUAAAAGUGAUUUUUAAACAUAUCGGCUUAACUCUUCUUCUUAUCGGUUAUAUAUGCGCUGGUGGUUAUAUAUUUCGUUCAUUAGAGCUGGCUAAUGAUGCACAAGAUUGUUUUCAACGUCAAAAAAGUUAUACACAAAAGUUGAAUUCCACAACACUCAUUGUUAUUGGUACACUGAAAUCAAUCAACACUGAGGCGACUAAUUCACAAAACGCCGAUGAAAUUAUUCAAAAUAUAUUGAAUAGAUAUGCUGAAGACUUAUAUGCUCUUGAUUUUAAACCAUCCACCGAUUGUAAUGCUAUCUUAAAUACAGUAGAUGGAUCGAAAUGGAGUUUUGUCAAUUCAGUAUUCUUUUGUGUGACAGUUAUUACAACAAUAGGUUAUGGACAUAUUGCACCAGCAACAUUUUGGGGUAGAAUCACUUGUAUUAUUUACGCAAUUGUUGGAAUACCGCUAAUGUUAAUCUAUCUGGCAAUUAUUGGUAAUUUAUUUGCAAGAAUGUUUCGUGUCGUCUUCUUAAAUUUAGUCUGUUGUCGUUGUUUCUAUGAUACAAUUAAACGAAAACGUGAAGAACGCAGAAAACGUAUACGUCAAUGGGAGGAGGAUUUAAGGCAGCAUGAAGAAGAAGAAGCAAGACGAAGAGGUCUACCACUGCCUCCUAGAAAGAUGCAAUCUGUUGAUCAAGAGGAUGACUUAGAAGCCGAUGAUGACUUCGAUGAAUUGCAUAGUGAUAAUGAUGGAUCAAAAAUGCAUGUACCAUUGACAGUUAGCGUUAUUGUCCUGUCAGUGUACACCCUGAUUGGUGCAGCAAUAUUUCCAAGAUGGGAAGAUUGGUCAAUGGCAAAUGCUGCCUAUUUUUCAUUUAUAACAAUAUCAACAAUUGGAUUUGGUGAUUUAGUUCCAGGGAAUGGAAGAUUCAAUGAGCCUAAAACAGCAGUUGAACUGCUUGUCGGUGGCUUGUACCUUCUAUUCGGUUUAGCCUUACUAUCAAUGUGUUUAAAUCUAAUGAAAGAUGAAAUAAUCGCAAAAGUUCACUACAUCUGUACAUGUAUCGGUAUAAGACGAAAUAAAUCGGAAACUGAUGAAGAUCAACGCGGAGAUGAUGAUGAUGAUAGAAGGGAAGAACCACAACAACAACUCGAAGAAGAAGAACAAGAACAGCAACAAGAACAGGAAUACAAAGCAAGAAAUCCUCCACCUAAAGAGGAUAAUGAAAGUUAUUCAAAUAAAGAAACGACAAAAUUAAUGAAAAAACAAAAGAAAACUAAGAAAUCUAAAGAUCUUCCCAAGGAAUAUGAUAAUCAAUCCUUUGAAAAAGAUACUUAA